This is a messenger RNA of Miscanthus lutarioriparius, 246 nucleotides long. The record is from the annotation of a GenBank genome assembly. NCBI's taxonomy places the organism in Eukaryota, Viridiplantae, Streptophyta, Magnoliopsida, Poales, Poaceae.
AUGGAUCCGUCGAAGUCGAAGGCAGCAGCGGCAUCGUUGCCGUCCUACGGCAAGGUGCUUGAGACCUACAAGAAGGCGGCGGCCACGGCCGCCACGGUGACCGCGUACGCCGUGCUGGCGCGCGGCAUGGCGCGGGAGCUGCUCCCUGACGAGCUGCGCGAGGCCGCGCGCUGGGCCGCUGAGUUCCUGCUGCGCAGCGGCGCCAAGUUGUUCGCGCGCGCCGCAGCGCCGGACCUUCGUCAUUAA